AUACAGCGCUGCCGCAAUAUGACAUACAAUUGCGAACAGGUGGCAGCUCCGUAGCUAGCAGCUGUUAUUCCUAAUUCUUUCGGCAAUCACAUAAUCUAUGGCUGGAACUAAAGUGCUUCGUGCCUUGUUACACGAGCUGCGUCAAGCUGCCCAUGAUCCUGGCAGCAUUAAAAACUCUUUAGCGGCCCGCUAUAUUCUGGCGCAGUACAAAAAAUUUGAAACAACCGAUCAGCAGCUAUGCAAGGCCCGAAACGAGGCCAUGUUUCUGGGUCAAACAUAUUUAACCUACCUGAGUAGUCUGCGCAAAUACAACGCGCUAUACAAGGAUUAUCAUGGACGUGGCGAACGCACUGUGAAAGACACAGCGGACCUUGUGGGCUUCAAGUUACCGACGGAUCCAAAGUGAGCGUAGUACAUAUGUAUUUAACGUGAACUAUGUAGAUACACUGUGAAUUGUAAGGCAAUAAAUAUCCAGAAAUGAAGAAA
Drosophila novamexicana is the source of this 486-nucleotide messenger RNA. Its product is annotated as protein FMC1 homolog. The coding region runs from base 98 to 406 and encodes 102 amino acids. NCBI's taxonomy places the organism in Eukaryota, Metazoa, Arthropoda, Insecta, Diptera, Drosophilidae. The record is from RefSeq and is a predicted model, not a curated record. Gene Ontology annotation, cellular component: mitochondrion. The transcript has 2 exons.